AUGCCACCAGAGAAAGCCGAAGUCUUCAAAUCACUGGAGUCAUGGGCUUCCCACUGGGUCCUCCCACUGCUCAAGCCCGUCGACAAUUGCUGGCAGCCUAAUGAGUUCCUGCCCGACCCAUCACAGUCGUCCGAUGAUUUCACCGACGAAGUGCGGGCCCUACGUGAUCGUACGGCGGCCCUGCCCGACGAGUACUUUGUGGUGCUUGUGGGUGACUUGAUCACUGAGGACGCAUUACCCACCUACCAGACCAUGAUCAACACCCUUGAUGGGGUCCGUGAUGAGACCGGGGCGAGUCCAAGCCCGUGGGCUGUUUGGACCCGGGCUUGGACUGCUGAAGAGAACCGGCAUGGUGAUCUUUUGAGGACGUAUUUGUAUUUGUCGGGUCGGGUUGAUAUGUUGAUGGUUGAGCGGACUGUGCAGUACUUGAUUGGAGCUGGCAUGAAUCCAGGGACCGAAAACAAUCCCUACUUGGGCUUUGUGUACACGUCCUUCCAAGAGCGAGCCACCUUCAUAUCCCACGGCAACACGGCUCGGCUAGCCAAGGAGAGUGAUGAUCCAGUGCUCGCUCGUAUAUGCGGUACAAUUGCUUCAGAUGAGAAACGCCAUGAGAAUGCCUAUUCUCGGAUCGUUGAAAAACUCCUUGAAGUGGACUCCACUUGUGCCAUGUUGGCAAUAGCGGACAUGAUGAGGAAGAAGAUUACAAUGCCGGCCCACCUAAUGUACGACGGGAGGGACCCACUUCUGUUUGAGCACUUCUCAGCUGUGGCCCAGCGGCUAGGAGUGUACACGGCCGAGGACUAUGCUGAUAUUUUGGAGUUCUUAAUCGGACGGUGGAGAUUGGAGAAACUCGAGGGAUUGACGGGUGAGGGGAAGUGUGCGCAGGACUUUGUGUGUAGGUUACCGCCUAGGAUUAGGAAGCUACAGGAGCGAGCCGAUGAGAGAGCACGGAUGUUGGAGCCUCGUUCAGCUAAGUUCAGCUGGAUUUUCAAUAAGGAAUUGACUUUGUAG
Molecule: messenger RNA, 1011 nt
Organism: Ilex paraguariensis (yerba mate)
Lineage: Eukaryota; Viridiplantae; Streptophyta; Magnoliopsida; Aquifoliales; Aquifoliaceae
Source: the annotation of a GenBank genome assembly